This is a messenger RNA of Trichomycterus rosablanca, 2598 nucleotides long. RefSeq names its product cadherin-7-like. Gene Ontology annotation, biological process: multicellular organism development; cell morphogenesis; homophilic cell-cell adhesion. Gene Ontology annotation, cellular component: adherens junction; catenin complex; plasma membrane. Gene Ontology annotation, molecular function: cadherin binding; calcium ion binding. Lineage: Eukaryota; Metazoa; Chordata; Actinopteri; Siluriformes; Trichomycteridae. The transcript has 12 exons. The record is from RefSeq and is a predicted model, not a curated record. Bases 1 to 2598 code for a protein of 865 amino acids.
AUGCCAAUAAAGGUUUUUAAGGAACCACAAGGCAAACACCACACCACAGACACAAAGAUCAGUUUUAACUGGUUUAUUAAUGACACAAAAGAUCAGGCUACACAGGAUUGGAGGAGCUCGGAAUGGAAAGCAAGGGAACCAGGAGGUCGGGAAGAAGAACAGAGGAGGACCGGAGGAGCUUGGGAGAAGGAAGGUGUCGAAGAGCCAGGGGAAUCCAAUAGAAUGGAAGGCAUCCAGGAGCAGGUGUUUUUGUUGCUCCCCCUAGCGGACCUGGAUUUCUGGGGGUCAAGCUUUACCGUGAGGGCUGUUCCUUCGGCCCGGACAGUGCUUGAAAGCCAUCGGAAAAGCCUGCAGAGACAGAAAAGGAACUGGGUAUGGAAUCAAUUUUUUGUACUGGAGGAAUAUACAGGCAGCGAUCCGCUUUACGUAGGCAAGCUUCAUUCCGAUGUGGAUAACGGUGAGGGAAACGUAAAGUAUGUCUUGACCGGAGAAGGGGCAUCCUCCAUCUUCACCAUCGAUGAAAACACAGGGGACAUCCAUGCUACCAAACGUCUGGACCGAGAGGAGCAAGGCUACUAUACGCUUAGGGCUCAAGCUGUGGAUCGUGAGACCAACAUCCCGGUAGAGAGAGAGUCCGAGUUCAUCGUUAAGGUUCAGGACAUAAACGACAAUGAGCCAAAGUUCCCAGAUGGACCGUACACCGCCGAAGUGCCUGAGAUGUCACCGCUCGGGACCAUGGUUAUCCAGGUGGCAGCAACAGAUGCAGAUGACCCUACAUAUGGCCACAGCGCAAGAGUUGUGUACAGCGUCAUUCAUGGGCAGCCGUAUUUCUCCGUGGAGCCAAAAACAGGAAUCAUACGAACAGCCCUGUCAAAUAUGGACCGUGAAACACGAGAUCAAUACGUGCUGGUCAUCCAAGCCAAAGACAUGAUGGGUCAGUUAGGUGGCCUCUCAGGAACAACGUCUGUAACGGUUACGCUACUGGAUGUCAAUGACAACCCGCCACGCUUCUCUCGCAAGUUGUAUCAGUAUUCGGUGUUGGAGUCUCUCCCUGUGGCAUCUGAGGUGGCCAGAUUGAAAGCAGAGGACCCAGAUAUAGGAUCUAACGCUCAGAUGGAUUACCGCAUAAUGGACGGUGACGGGCCUGGCAUGUUUAACAUCACCACUGAUGAAGAGACACAAGAGGGAGUCAUUAUUCUACAAAGGCCACUCGACUAUGAAACAAAGAACACCUUUUCUCUGAAGAUUGAAGCCACUAAUCGGAAAAUUGACCCCAACUUCCUGACAUUCGGUCCCUUCAGCGACAUCACGGCUGUAAAAGUCAACGUGGAGAAUGUGAACGAACCGCCGGUGUUUUCGAGUCUGGUUAGUAAGAUGGUUGUGUCUGAAGCUGCCAGGGUGGGAACCAUUAUUGGAACCGUCUCAGCUCAUGAUCCUGAUUCUGCAAACAGUGCAAUAAGGUAUUCCAUAGACCGGAACACAGAUUUGGAGCGCUACUUUAAUGUGGAUGCACUGACUGGAGUUAUCAGCACAGCCAAACCUCUAGACAGAGAAGUCAACUCGGUCCACAACAUUACCAUCUUUGCUAUGGAGAGCCAGGACCCUUCUCAGGUGGGAAAAAGUACAGCUAUCAUUUCAGUGACGGACAUCAAUGACAACGCUCCAGUGUUUGCUAUUGAAUAUGAAACUCUCGUGUGUGAGAAUGCAUCACCUGGACAGGUGAUCCAGACCAUCAGCGCUGUGGAUAAGGACGAGCCUCCCAGUGGACAUCGGUUUUACUUCGCCCUUGCUUUAUCUGUCAGUGGCGAGCACAAUUUCACCCUGAGAGACAACAAAGAUAACACGGCAUCGUUAUUGACCAAGCGAGCUGGAUUUCUCCGGAGUGAGCAGGCUGUAUAUCAGUUACCUGUGCUGAUUGUGGACAGCGGGAGUCCUGCACUGAGCAGCACUAACACGCUGUCGGUGAGGGUUUGCAACUGCGACAGAGACAACGUUCCUCAGGCCUGCGGGGCAGUGGCUUAUUCGCUACCAGCAGGACUCAGUACCGGGGCACUGCUUGCCAUUCUGGGCUGCAUCUUGAUAUUACUAGUCCUCAUCCUGCUGAUCCUGACGGUGCGGCACAGACGGAAGGUGCCUCUGAUCCUGGAGGACGAGCGAGACGUCCGCGAGAACAUCGUCCGCUACGACGACGAGGGCGGAGGCGAAGAGGACACCGAGGCCUUCGACAUGGUCGCCCUGCGCAACCUCAACAUCAUGCGCGAGCCCAAGCUCCGACGAGAUGUCACUCCGGAAACCUCGAAGUACUUUACCUACACAGCCUCCAAACCGCCGUACAGAACACCUCCAGACAAUGUUCUCUUUCGAGAGUUCAUCUGGGAACGGCUGACGGAGGCAGACGUGGAUCCUUCGGCGCCACCGUACGAUUCGCUGCAGACCUACGCCUUCGAGGGCAACGGGUCCGUGGCAGAAUCUCUCAGCUCGCUGGAAUCUCUGAACUCCGACUCGGAACAGAGCUUCGAAUAUCUGACUAACUGGGGGCCACAUUUUAAAAAACUGGCUGACCUGUAUGGGGCCAUGGAAGGAAGUGGUUUAUUGUGA